This is a messenger RNA of Synchiropus splendidus (mandarinfish), 6450 nucleotides long. RefSeq names its product par-3 family cell polarity regulator alpha, b (gene pard3ab). The coding region runs from base 247 to 4380 and encodes 1377 amino acids. Gene Ontology annotation, biological process: cell adhesion; microtubule cytoskeleton organization; establishment or maintenance of epithelial cell apical/basal polarity. The record is from RefSeq and is a predicted model, not a curated record. Gene Ontology annotation, molecular function: protein binding; phosphatidylinositol binding. The transcript is spliced from 25 exons. Lineage: Eukaryota; Metazoa; Chordata; Actinopteri; Syngnathiformes; Callionymidae. Gene Ontology annotation, cellular component: cell cortex; adherens junction; apical plasma membrane.
GCGCAUUAGCCGCACAGAAGCUAAACAGGUGGUCGCGCUUCUUCACACGCACACAACAAUGUCGUCCGGCGGGGAGACGCCGAACCGAACUCCCUGCGCGCCCCUCUGAAGGAACACCGGGACUCCAACACACCCGGACGGGCCCAUGCUUCUCUCUCACCCCCCUUUGGAUCUAUCCUUCUCUCGGUCCUCCUCUUCCUCGUCUUGCUCCUCCGCCGCCGCUCCGGACGCUCCGGAGUGGGAACGAUGAAAGUCACGGUGUGUUUUGGACGGACCCGGGUGGUGGUUCCGUGCGGGGACGGGAACAUUAAAGUGCUCACGCUGGUCCAGCAGGCUGUCAUGAGGUACAAGAAGGCCAUCGCGAAGGAUGCAAACUACUGGCUGCAGGUGCAUCGCUUGGAGCACGGCGACGGCGGCAUCCUGGAUCUGGACGACGUCCUCUGUGACGUGGCUGACGACAAAGACAGGUUGAUCGCGAUAUACGACGAGCAGGAGCCUCAUCAUGGAGGCGACGGAACCAGCGCCAGCUCGACGGGAACCCAGAGCCCAGACUUGUUUGCUACAGACAUCAGCGCCGGCAGCGGAGUGUCGGCUUUCCAGCCGUACCAGGCGGCGAGCGAGAUCGAGGUCACGCCCUCCGCACUGCGAACAAACAUGCCUCUCCACGUCCGCCGCAGCAGCGACCCCGCCUUGCUGACGGUCAAUGGGCCGUUUGUCGUCGGUGAGUCUCGCACCGCGACAGACGACCAGCCGUCGAGGAAGAACCCCACCCGAUGGUCCACAACGGCGGGCUUCCUGAAGGCACGUCACUCCACAGGAACAAACAGCUUAGAGAGAAAGGCCAAAGGUCAGGACACGUACCGCAGCCUGCCCCGGGAUGCUGGGACCUGGGCUAACCAGAGGGAGUUCCAGAGAGAGACGGCGAGAUCAUCGCUCAGCGCCAACCACCCCAUGGUGGACCGCUGGCUGGAGCGACAGGAGCAGGAGGACGAGGCCAGAGAGGAAGAGAAUGGGCGGAUUGAGCCGGUGGGCCGAGCGGACUCCUGCGUGGACCACACGGCUGCGAGGUCGCUGGAAGAUAUAGUCAAACUGGUGGAAGUGUCUAACGAUGGAGGUCCCCUGGGGAUCCACGUGGUCCCCUUUAGUGGCCGCGACCGCAGGACUCUGGGCUUGCUGGUCAAGCGUUUGGAACACGGCGGUAAAGCGCAGCAGCAGGGACUCUUCCAGGAGAACGACUGCAUCGUGCGAAUCAAUAACGGCGACCUGAGAAACAUCCGCUUCGAACAAGCCCAGAACAUGUUCCGGCAGGCCAUGCGUUCCCCGGUCAUCAUGUUUCAUGUGGUCCCCUCAACCCUGAAGAGCCACUACGAGCAGAUCUCCCAGCCGGAGAAGAACCCGACCCUCAGUGGGCGCUUCAGUCCGGAGUCCCUCUCGGGGAGCAUUGUGUCCGGAACAGACCAGAGAAUCUCCAGGCACGGAUCCCAGUCUCACCAUCAUCAUCAUCAUCACCAUCAAGAGGCAACUGAAGGCUACCAUCCUCUUCCUCACCCGGCGGUGUCGGCUGCUAAACCGCCCACCGGACAGACUCACUCGCCCCAGAGGGGUCUGACGCCAACCCCGACCGCAGGAUUCACCAAGAAGGUCGGCCGGAAGCUCAACAUCCCACUGAAGAAAGGACCGGAGGGGCUCGGCUUUAGCAUCACAUCUCGGGACGUCCCCCUCGGCAGCUCAGCUCCCAUCUAUGUGAAGAACAUCCUGCCACGGGGAGCUGCCAUCCAAGAUGGCCGUCUGAAGGCAGGAGACAGGCUGCUGGAGGUGAACAAUGUGGACCUAAACGGACGAACACAGGAGGAGGUGGUGUCGCUCCUGCGGGCCACGCCCAUGGGGGACGCCGUUGUGCUGCUGGUGCUGCGACAGGAGGAGGCCUUCCUCCCCCGAGAGCCCAACGCUGAGCCGCAGACACAGAACCCCAGAGACAUGAAGCUGGAGGAGGACGAGCUGGUUCUGACCCCUGACGGCACGAGAGAGUUCCUGACCUUCGAGAUUCCUCUCAGCGACUCUGGUUCUGCUGGUCUGGGCGUCAGCGUGAAAGGGAACCGGUCCAAAGAGAACCAUGCCGACCUCGGCAUCUUUGUCAAGUCCAUCAUCAAUGGGGGCGCCGCAUGCAAGGACGGGAGGCUUCGAGUCAAUGAUCAGCUGAUCGCGGUGAACGGCGAGUCGCUGCUGGGCAAGACCAACCAUGACGCCAUGGAGACACUGCGGAAGUCGAUGUCGACGGAAGGAAACAAGCGAGGGAUGAUCCAGCUCAUCGUGGCCCGACGGGUGGGGAAGAGGAGCGAGGACACUCCGGGUUCUCCGCUGGUCCAGCAGACCAUGAACACCAGUCUGGAUGAGCACGAGCGGAGGAUCUCUCACUCCCUGUACGGUGGCCUGGAAGGUCUGGAUGACAACCUGAUGCCUCGACACGGCACGAUGCCACGCACCAUCGGUAACUACCAGCUGUCUCCCACCGUCAACAUGCCACAGGACGACACCGUGAUGAUCGAGGACGAUCGGCCGCCACAGCUGCCACCUCACCUCUCCGACCAGUCGUCCUCCAGCUCUCACGACGACGUCGGCUUCAAUUCGGACACCACGCCGCCAUGGGCCAAAGAGCCGCCGGCUCCCGACGACAGCCCUCGCAGUCCUGGCGACGCGCACAGCGACAUCAUGUUCCAGAGAGAAGGUUUCGGGCGACAGAGCAUGUCGGAGAAACGCACCAAGCAGUUUGGCGAUGCAGCGCAUCUGGAGAUCAUCAAGACACGGAAGUCUAAGAGCAUGGACUUAGUCGCAGAUGAGAUUAACCUCGGCACUCGCCCCGAGGCUCACGCAGGUUCCUCCACGCGGGAUGUCGGACCCUCUCUGGGUCUGAAGAAGUCCAGCUCCCUGGAGAGCCUGCAGACCGCCGUCGCGGAGGUGACCCUGAACGGCGACCUCCCCUUCCACCGUCCCCGACCGCGUAUCAUCCGAGGCCGGGGCUGCAACGAGAGCUUCAGGGCCGCCAUCGACAAGUCGUACGACCGAGUGCCCGCCACCGAGGACGACGACGAAGGCAUGGAGACAUUGGAGGAGGACACAGAGGAAAGUUCCAGAUCCGGCAGAGACUCAGUGUCGACGAUCGCGGACCAGACGCCACUAAACGUAGGCGAGAAGCCUUUGCUCAACGGCACGAACCGAACCAAAGAGGAGAAGAAGAAAGAGAAGGGGAAGGAGAAGAAGAAGCAGGAUGGUGGGAAGGACAAGGGGAAGUCCAAGAAGGGCAUGCUGAAGGGACUCGGAGACAUGUUCAGAUUCGGUAAAAACCGAAAAGACGAUCGCGUCGGAGACAAGAUGGAACGCAAAGGUUCCAACAAGUGGAGGACGGACGAGACGCAGGUGUCUGAGGAGGAGACUCUGAGAAUGAAGAUGGAGCAGGAGAGGAUCCAGGCCAAGACCCGGGAGCUACGGGAGCGCCAGGCCAGGGAGCGCGACUACGCAGAGAUCCUGGACAUCAGCCGCUCGCCCGAGAGAGCAUCAGACGACGAGCACACCUAUGUGGGGGUCAGCACCCUGGACAGUCGACCUCACAGCCCCCGAGACGAUUACGUGCCGUACCACCACCAGCACCAGCACUCCGACACCCUCUACACGCAAGUCAGCAAAGCUCGGAACGACAGGCCGCCGUCCGCUGACAGCGGCCGACUAGCCCCGAGCAACCACGACCGGAUACAGAGGCUGCGGCAGGAGUUCCAGCAGGCCCAGAACGUUCCCGAGGAUCCGGACGACCGCCGGAGGACCUACAGCUUCGAGCAGCCCUGGUCCACCUCCAGCACCACCAGCAGCAGCAACGGUCCGAACAGCUACAGCCAGCCUGGACGACACUCUGUCUCGGUGGAGGUCCAGAUGCAGCGGCAGAGACAGGAGGAGAGGGAGUCCUUCGCCCAGGCUCAGCGCCAGUACAGCUCGCUGCCACGGCAGCCGAGGAAGAACCCCAGCACCGUCUCUCAGGAAUCGUGGGACAAAGUGUACCCGCCUGGCGAGGUCUUCCAGACAGCCAAGGAUAACCCCCGCUACUCCAGCUACCAGGGCUCUCGGAACGGCUACCCGGGCGGCGGCGUGGGGAUCAACGCCCGGGUCCUGCUGGAGGCCCAGGAGCUGCUGAGGCAGGAGCAGCGGCGCCGAGAGCUGGAAGCCAAAGGGAAGCUAAUGCAGGACCCUAGCUACGACGGCUACUCAGGGCUUCGCCUGAAGGACCCGGCGUCGCCGAAGGGUCCGUACCGGCAAGACGUGCCACCCUCGCCGUCGCAGUUGGCGCGACUCAACCGCAUCGGGUCGGAGAAAGGUCGACUGUUCUACUCUUGAGAGGGUUUUUGUUUUUGUGACGCGUGCUGCCUUCAAGGACGCUGUAAACCUGGUGUUCCCAGUUCCAGAACCUCCGACAUGCUGACUGAUUUGGGAGGCUCCGCCUCUCACCAGGGGCCGGGUGCCUCCCUGAAACGGAUCCUACGCACUGGCGGCUCAGAAAGUCCUUCUGUCUUCUCGCGUUAGCGGCAGAGUUGCCGUCGUUCUGAUGUUUAACUUCCAACCUCCCGAUGGUUGUAAACCGCGCGGCGCUCGCGUCAUGGCCGUGACUCUCCUCGCUGUGCGGAUGACCUUCACUCAGUCGGGGGGGUUUGAGGUUUCUGCGCGCCUCUCUGAUGUUUCUCGCCACGACUUCAGUGGACGCCACAAACGCUGAAGGUUAGACUCCGGCUGUGUGCCCCCGGCGCCACCUGCGGGGAGGAGCAGAGAGGAGCCGCGUGUUAUUAAUAAAGUAAGAAACACCCCCCGCCCCCUCGCUGGAGAUGGUCUUCAUCCAUAAUUCAUGUCUUCUCUGUGGAGGAGCUCCAGGCAGGAGGGGGGCGGCUCUGAUCCGCUGCCCAGCUCGCCUGCUCCUCUCUGGGAUUGUGUCGCUGGCUGGCCUGCCUGUGUUGGAGCUCCAUCCUCCCCUCCCUUCUACCUCAGCAGCCGUCUUCUCGCUCGCCCUCCACCUUCGCCUCCUCGCGCUCCUCCUCUCCGUCGCUGAAUUUUUCAUCAGAGCCACCUGCUGCCUGUCAGAACCCACCACCAGAGGCGAAGCCCGCUUUUCAAAAUAGAACGUGGCGGCGUCGACGGCGAGCGACGGAAGCGUUCGCUGAAGUCAAUUAUUGACGUGUUGUGAGUCUCCUGCUUCAUAACCAGGUCUGACACCACCAGAGCCACGGAGACGUGACGCCAAAUCCACGUCCCAUUUGUGAGCAAUAAAGUUGUUGCAAUAAGAACGCUGAAUAGAUUUAUGAAAAUGGCGAGAAUAAAGUCAUAAAAUCACAUUUUUUAAUUCACGGUUUAGUUCUGUAAAUAUAAAAUCAUAACAACCAUUUAACUAAUAAUACAUUUUAAACAUUUCUAGAGUUCAAAUACUUUUGAAAUAAGUGUUAACUUUUCUGCACAAUUUUAUAACUUUAUAAACAGAUUUCAAGUCAAAAAUGAAUGUUUAUAAUUAUUUUAAAUGUUGAAAUAAAAGUUUUUAUAAUUAUAAAUGUGAAAAUAAAUGAAGGUACUGGUCACCCUGGUUCAAAUGUUUUAUUUAAAUAUAUCAUUUUUUUUAUAUCUCUUUUUUUUUAACUUGUACUAUUUCCGUUUGUUGUGCCUCUUAAAUGAUUUUUUUUUUUUUUUUUUAUGUUUUACUUUUUUCCCUAUUUUAUGACUUUAUUCUCGUCCGUGCUGAGACUCGUUUCUUGAGCCACGGUUUUGCUCUUCUCCUUCGCUGCAUACCUCGUUUCUCUUCAGCUGGUCACGUUUUUACAAAAGGGAAACAUGAAGAAUGAAGCGUCUCCGUCCAUUUUUCAAAGUUACCGAAGAGUUAUUUGCAUUUUUUUUUUCUUGUCUGUGUCACUGCUAGUGAUGCUAACAGUUAGCAAAAAACCCAUCUGCUCUGCUGGAAUAAACAUAAAUAUGUUGGUAUAAAACCCUUUUCACCUUAUCACAAAAGCAAUAUUGGAUUGUAACAAGAAAUCACAGAAAUGAAAACCAAGAAUUUCACUAAUGGUUUAAGUAGAAAAAAACAAAGCAUAGGAAAUAUUUUGAGCCAAAAUGAGUCUCACAUACGCCACUUGUUUCGCCACAUGACCGCAAAGCUUCCGUCUCUGACAACAAACUCAUUCACUUAGUUUUUAGGAGACGACGAGCCGCCGGCGAGUCUGAGCUGGAUUGUAAUGUCCCCAAAUCUCCGACGUGAUGUGAAGGAUGUAGCUAAAGUGCCUGAACUCCGAAGUCGUCUGCCGCUCGUGUGCGAGUCGGAUCGGCCUUCGACUGUUUCGGGAAGUCGACGGACGCAGAGGUGCAAUUUGUCUUUUCGGAACUUUAUGUAGAAGCUUUUCUUGUGUACAUACGGAGUUUAGAAUAAAAUCUCUC